Oldenlandia corymbosa var. corymbosa is the source of this 3171-nucleotide messenger RNA. The record is from the annotation of a GenBank genome assembly. NCBI's taxonomy places the organism in Eukaryota, Viridiplantae, Streptophyta, Magnoliopsida, Gentianales, Rubiaceae.
GAAGCGCGCUGUCACUUUACCUUGAGCGGCUAAAAUAAGUGGGAAGGAGCGCGCAGUGUCUAGCCAUCAGUAUCCAACCCCUUUUGACCCCAUAAACCUGUGUUCCACAACCACCACUUCCCGACCGACCAUGGCGGGAAAAAGGAACGCAAUCGGCACCGAGAAAGAUUGGACUCGAUCGAGGAAGCAAAGGACGGGAGGAGAAGAUGAAUCUAUCGAAAAACAGGUUACUCGAAAACUCUUAUCUUCUUUAAAAGUCGAUGCCGGCAUGUGGGUAGAUUUAGAGUCAUUAGCCGCUGAAGGCGUUGACGUUAGGGACUGUGUCGAUAGCUGUAAUUUGAGGGAUAUUGUUACCUGUAAGGAGUUAUGUUACGAUGAUUUAGUCAAAGAGUUUUACUCCAACUGUCGCAGUAUUAAGAGAAAAGGCAAAGUUGCGGUUGUUGCUACGGUGAAAAAUGUGGAGGUUAUUGUCUCUGCUGAUGUUUUGAAGGCCGUUUUUAAUUUAGUUGAUGAGGGUUGGUUUGUAGAAAAUCCUAGUUCCAAGGCCAUAUCUGUCCAAGGUUAUAAUGACAUUGAAUUUUGUGGAGAGAUUUUGCAAAAUGGCUGUGAUGGACGUUCAAUCAAGAGUCUUGCAACUAACAUGAAAGUUAGGCCCAGGAUUCUGCAUUUGAUCAUUGUGCAUAUCCUGGUGCCUAAAGGAGGUAGUCAGAGUGAAGCUAGUCUGUUUGAGAGAAUUCUAUUAUGGCAUAUCAUGAAUGGGAAGCGCGUGAAUUUCGGAAAAUUGAUUAUUCACACCGUUUUGAAUAAGAUUGAAAAGGUUGAUAAGAUUAAAAGUAAAAAACCGCAUCUUCCAUUUGGUGGAUUAUUGACAAAAAUCUUUAAGUAUCAUAAGGUUCCCAUAGAUGAAUCUGACAGGGGAUUUCCUGGCAGUGUUUUGGGGCCUGCAUAUUUGAGCAAUAUUGCUGUUGAGAUUCAAGGAGUUUGGAUUUUGAAGAAAUUUCGUCCUAUUGAGGAGGAAAUUACAACACAGAGUGAGGAUGUAGAUGAGGAGGAAGAUGAGGAUUUUGCAGUUGAGGAGUCAUCAAGUUGGGACGCUGUUUCCGUUUCUAAAGAAUUGCUCGAGUCCAUAUACUUCAAAACCUUAAAUACUUGGGCUGUUAUUGAUGAUGCUCCUGAGCUUCCUCAUGCGGUGAAUUCACAGCUUACUGGACUUACUGAACUAGAGAGACGUCAAUGGCUUGAGAACCUUGAUUUUAUGUCAUUACAUAUACGCUCUCAUAUGAUGAAGCUAUCUCAAUCGCAUGUACAUAAUCCCAACAUUCACAGCCAUCUCCACUCGAGUUGUGCCCGAGUUUCUGCAUCAUCCAGAACCAGGAGGUCUGCAAGAGAAUGAAACAAGAAUCCCAUUGCCCGUGCCUUUACUGCAUUCCAGCAUCCGGUUGUAUCAGGAGUGAUAUUAGAGGGAUCCAUUCAGACAUCUGGAGUUAAAGGAUGGUGGUGAUUGUACACAAAAUUCUACAAUUCAAAAUGCAGUAGAAUGGUUUUCCCUGGAGCAUCCGAGACCUUGAGUAUGGUUUUGUUAUUCUUUAUUCUUUCUCAUUCUUGAUUACCAUGUACAUCACAUGAUUCAGAGAGAACUUUUCUUCUCAAUGGUCGGGGCAUAAACGAAGGGCAUUAAGGCCUUGUGAUGUAUAGGAUAUUAGGAUUCACUGUUUCUUGCCUUAUUGUUCUGAUACCAUUCAUGAUGAUCUUUCUGAAAUUUCUCUUCUAUCAUGAAGGCUACUGGGUUGCAAAGCUUACCUGUGGGAUGGUUUUUACGCUCGGGUCAUUAGAUGAGAAUCCAAAGAUGAAGAGUAGACAAAAAAAAAAGAAAAAAAAAUCACUUGUGUAGACGACUUUAUUUGACUGUAUUCAAGAUUUUCUAUUUUUAUUUCAUUUUUUUUGGAAAAAAAGAGAACAGAUCUCCAAUUUCUGCUGCAUAUACUAUCUAGAAAUCAAAAGAAUUUCGUUCUUCUUAAUUGCAUGCUUGUACAGUGGGAAAGUUCCCAAUGAAUGUGUAUCAUUGAUCUUUUUCAUCCAUUAUGCAAAGCUGAAGUAACAUUGUGAGACUGAGCAUCCCUUUAAAGAUUCGAUGAGAGCUUUUUGUUAGUGCAUAUUGUAGAUAAGUCUAUACAUACCUCUGUAGUAGCAGUAUACUGUGAAGUAUGGAAAAUACACAAAGCACUUUGAUUUGCUUUUCUUCUUCUUCUUUUUGGUUUUUCCCUUUUCUCUUUUGUUUGUUUGUUUCUUUGUUGAGAUUCAAAUUCAAUUUGGUCGAUGUACUUUGUGUGCUAGGCAGUGAAAUUCAUUUGCCCUGUUUUUUUUUUUCUGCUUUCUUUCACUUUUAAUCGAGAAAACAGGGAAAUAUUGAGGCAAUGCUAUUGAGAACUGGAGAUCCUUCAGAAAGGUGUAAUUCAACCCUUCUUCAUCCUUUAGAGCCGGGCUUCUUUCAAUUAAAUCUUUUAUUCAGCAGCAUGUCUCAAACCCGAACUACCAACACAUCUUUCACUUGACUUUGGUUAUGGUCAUAAAGCGAAUAAAUUCUUUGCGGGGAAGAUUGAGAGCAUUAAUCAUGCUAAAUGCUCCUCAGUUCUAAUGCGGCCGAAUCGCGGCCAGAUUCUGCCGAGUUCUCAAAACACAGUAUUAGGUGUCUCAACUCCCAAGCGCAACCCAUAAAACACCAAGCAAAACAAGCAUCCAAAUAUCAUUGCCAGAAUUUUGUCCAAAAACAGUCUACGAAAUUUGUCGAACAAAGGUAAUUUAGAAUAGCUCACAAACUUCUAGUUGAUUUUUUUUUCCUUUACCUCCUCUUUCCCAGUUUGCGUCAUGUACCAUGUCCUUAUCAUUCCAACUGAUAUAUUUGUCCCUUAACGACGGAUCUAAGCGGCUUUCAGAUGGAUACCAUCUCACCGAACUGAUAUAUCUGUUCUUGGUCAUUUCCAUUAGAUGCCAUCAUCACCCUUCUUUGAGACAAGUCUUUCUUUGCUUCCCUGUAAACUGAGGAGGAUUCUCGGAUGAGAAAACAUUGAGUUUAGCUGCUGUACCAUAUAAGAUUGUGCGGCCAAAUACAUACAUAAUGUUAAAUAAUACUAACUUUGGGAGGAAAGUAAUAAGUUCUAUUAGAGUUUAAGC